Cyclopterus lumpus (lumpfish) is the source of this 3215-nucleotide messenger RNA. It is a transcript of the gene mcm10, whose product is annotated as minichromosome maintenance 10 replication initiation factor. Gene Ontology annotation, molecular function: single-stranded DNA binding; DNA replication origin binding. NCBI's taxonomy places the organism in Eukaryota, Metazoa, Chordata, Actinopteri, Perciformes, Cyclopteridae. Gene Ontology annotation, cellular component: replication fork protection complex; nucleus. Bases 295 to 3042 code for a protein of 915 amino acids. Gene Ontology annotation, biological process: DNA replication; DNA replication initiation. The transcript is spliced from 18 exons. The record is from RefSeq and is a predicted model, not a curated record.
AGAAGGGUCCUUCGUUUAGCGCCAGUUUAGAUUUCCUCCCUCGUUCUGAGAGAUGGUUGCGGAGACGACAAGACAUGUUUCAUGUAUUAUUGUUAUAGACUACAGCUUCUAACUUGUACAUUACCAUUACGUCACGCGUCAUGCUGAUUAUUGGCAAACAAACAACACAUUGACCGGUUGGACGUCGUUGUAAACUCCGUCAAAAGCUGCAUUCGAGCUCGCGAAAGACACAAACCUGUGACACCCGAGGUCACCAGUUCGUUUGAAUUCGGCACCACUGUUAUCAUCUCUACAAUGGACAGUGAGGAUGAUCUGGACAUGUUGACGGCGUUGCUGGCUGAGAGUGAGGGAGUCCACGGAGAACAGGGCCGUCAGGAGCAGGCAGACGACUUGGACGGCCUGUUUGACGCCGACGGCGACGAGGAGGACGAGUACAAAGAGGGUGUCGAGGAGGAAGGGCCAGUCGUGAGGACGGAGGAUGCCGUGUCGGAUCUCUUCGGGGAGGUGGAUGACAUUGAAAAGGAAGAGCAAGACGCUAAAAGAAAAGGAAGCGGUGAGGAAGCCUGCGAGAGCCUGAACAGGUCCAGGGUGGACUUACAAGACGAGCUGAGGCGCAUGCAGGAGCAGAUGCAGCGGUUGCAGCAGCAGCUGGAAGCGAGCCAGAAGGUUUCCCCCUCAUCUUCCGCUCCGGUCCUGACUGCAAGGAGCUCGGCCGAUCCCAAACCAAUGACACCCAAACCAAAACCCGCUAGACCGCCGACCUCCAAACUGACCCCGGCCAAACCGGCUUCUACCACACAGAGGGCCAAGACACAAGCAGCAGCAACAUCUUCAUCCACUCCGGUCAGCGGAGGAGGUCUGAAGCUCCAUGAGUCUGCUGACUUUUUUGAUCAGCUGAACAAUGCUGACUCCUUCAAACGCAAACCCAGGGUCGCUCACCAUACCAAACCCAGCACAUCGCCAGAAGACAGAGGUCCACUGAUGGAGAUAAAGAUUGGCAGCACCUUCCAGCCAGUAGAGAGCACCAGCAAGGUUUCCAAUCCUCCGCGUUCAUCUCCGGCCUCUCAGAGCAGACCUGCCGCAUCAACAGGAACGCCCAAACCUUCUCUUCCUCCCCUUCCUAAAGAUGUGGGUGUUGAGAAAUACUCAGGACUGCGGCUGAGAAAACCACGCGUUUCCUCCUGCGAGAUGGACCGCAAGAUGGCCGACCGCCGUCGGAUACGUCUGUCGGAGGUGCCGGAGCGUUUGGCUCAAGAGAAGCUGGAGGAUUGCGACUGGGUGACCUUCGCUGUGCUGGUCAACAAGGUCACACCACAAAGCAACAGCAGUGGCAAAACCUUCAGCAUCUGGAAACUGAACGACCUCCACAACCUGGAUGUGUUUGUGUCCCUGCUGCUGUUCGGCGAAGUCCACAAAGAGCACUGGAAGACGGAGCCGGGCACCGUCAUCGGACUCCUCAACCCGAACCCCAUGAAGCAGAAGGAGGGUUACGACGGGGUGAGCCUGACGGUGGAUAACCCACAGAAGGUGCUGCUGAUGGGGGAUGCUCAGGACUACAGCACCUGCAAGGCCAUGAAGAAGAACGGAGACCCUUGCUCUCAGAUCGUCAACAUGUUCGAGUGCGAGUACUGCCAGUAUCACGUCAAGGCCCAGUACAAGCAGAUGAGCUCCAAGAGGGCCGAGCUGCAGUCUGCGUAUUCCGGCAAAGCUCCCAACGAGGUGAAGGUGAAGGGGAAGGGCGGCAGCUUGAGAGAGCGGCUGUGUCAGGACGGCUUCUACUACGGCGGCGUGUCCUCGCCCGCCUGCGCCGCGUCACUGACAUCGUCCAAACCGAACAAACCCGUCCAGAAGACUCUGGACAAGCUGUUUGUGAAAGGCGCCGCUCAGCUCGUCGAUCAGGCCAAGAGGCUGGCCAUGCAGUCCGGUGAAGUUGCAGGUUGUUCAAAUGAAUUUAAGAGCCUGUUGUCAGCGCCAACCCCCGGAGCUCUGCAGCUGAAGAAGCACUUGGCACAGGGCAGCCGAUCAGCCUCCAAAGACGCAGCUGCAGCUCCAGGUCAGUCCGUCUCCGCCUCGGACCUGCUGAAGCAGCAGAAACAGAGUCAGCGGGAGUUUCUGCAGAACCGUCGGCGGAGGGCGGGCGAGAUCCAGAAGAUUAGGCUGCCGAGCUCAGCCGGGCCAAGUCCCGGGGCGUCGUCCUCCUCGCUGGACCGGGGUGGUCUGAUGUCCCCGAAAUCGGCAUCGGAGGUCCCCGAGGCCACGCAAAGCCCCGCGGCUCCCCACGGCCCCACCCUGGGCCGAGGCUUCACUGAGGGGGAAGACAUCCUCUUCUUUGAGAACAGCCCGCCCCCGGCGGCGCCCGCCCCCAGCGCCCUCAGCCUGUCAGCCGCCAAGCUGGCCGCCAUGAAGAAGCUGAAAGCCAAAGGGACGGGGCUCAAUAAGGAAGACCCCAACGCUGUGAAGAGGAAGAGGAGCAACGACAGCGAGAUUAGCGCCCGAGUGGAGAAGAAUCUGACCUCCCCCAAUGGCGAAUCGUCCGGCAAUGAGGAAGAGGAACCGUUCCAGAAAAAGAGGCGAGAAAAGCUCCUUUACAUCCAGUCCGAGGGGUUUCAAAAGAUCCUUAACGCCAAAUCUCGCCACGAUGCGGCACUACAGGCGGCGGAGUACCAACUGCAGGAGCGCUACUUCGAUCCGCUCGUGAAGAAGGAGCAGAUGGAGGAGAAGAUGAAGGGCAUCCGAGAGAUGAAGUGUCGUGCCGUUAGCUGUAAAAAGUGUAGUUAUACCUACUUCAAGCCGGCAGACCGCUGUGUGGAGGAGAAUCACAACCUGCGGUGGCACGAUGCCACCAAGCGUUUCUUCAAAUGUCCCUGUGGACAGAGAGCCAUCGCUCUGGACAGAUUGCCCAACAAACACUGCAGUAACUGCGGUCUGUUUAAAUGGGAGCGUGAUGGGAUGCUGAAGGAGAAAAGAGGCCCGAAGAUCGCCGGAGAGCUGCUCCAGCCUCGAGGAGAGGAGCACGGCAAGUUCCUCAACAGCAUGAAGUGACGGCACCGGGAUUUGUCUUACGCCUGCAAUUUAAAUGUCUCAGUAGCAACAUUGCAUUUUUUUUAUGAAUUAUGUUUCUAAAGUUUGAUGUGUUAUUGAUUAUGGAGAUUUGAAUGUGAUUUUAUUGGAUACGCUUUAAAUAAGAUUAUUAAAGCGAUAAGUUUCAUGUCAAA